UUAUUGGAUCUGAAUUUAACAUCACCUUUUUAGAGAAGAGUCUUUGCGGAUUGACGACCUUAUAGCAACAAUUAGAAAAAUACAAGGAGUACAGGUGUCUAGUCUUGAAAGAUUGACGGAGGUAUUGAGUAAAAUGGAUGCUGAUAGAGACGGUAUCGUCCGAGUAGAUGUUCUUCUCAAGAUGUUGGAAUUAGUGGGAAAUGAGAAGGUGAAGUUGAAUAAGAAGCAGGUCGAUGAGUUGAUCGAACUUAUCGAUAAGGAAGAGGCGAUUGAAAUGGAUGAGUCGAUCUACAGGGCGUUAAAGAAAGGGAGCGAAGACGAGUGCAAGGAUCCGCCCAGUCCUUUAUCACCCCACAGCACGACGGUGGGGCCUACUUCAGGCAGUAAACAAUCAGCUAAUUUGGCCCAUCCUAUAGCAGCAUCAGAUGCAAAUAACUGUAAAAAAUCAUUGUCUGAACCUAACAAUAUGUCCAAAGAUGGCUUACGAUAGUAUAAUAGUAAAUUAGGUGUAAUGUUUAUGUACAAUGCAAUUUGUGGCAUCUGCCUUGAUUUGUCACGACGCCAGUCAAAACAAAACACAUUAACUUUAAAAAAGAAUUGUAGGUAUUGUAUUAUAGUCUCUCAUUUUUUUUUUUUUUUUAAUUUUAUUCUUCAUAUUUUUAAUUCAACUUUCAGUUUUAUGCUAUUUUAUUGUUUAUAGUUUUGAUGAGCGUACAUAUUGUGAAUACAGAAACUUAUUUUCCUUGUUGACAAAAUUUAUUUAUUUAUUGCAAAAAGUUCUGUGAUAAAUGUUAGAAAAGAAAGUUGAUAUUGUUUUUACCAUUUAUAGUAUAUUAUAAAGUAGUAUAGCUAAAACGUACGCUGGUUUUACAAACUGUGAGGCUUUCCCACCCCCCUCUGUUAACUAUGUAAAUGUUUUCAAGAAAUAAUAAAAAGAAAGUUAUUUAUUAUUAA
Molecule: messenger RNA, 954 nt
Organism: Cimex lectularius (bed bug)
Lineage: Eukaryota; Metazoa; Arthropoda; Insecta; Hemiptera; Cimicidae
Product: mitochondrial proton/calcium exchanger protein-like
Exons: 2
Coding region: 134-490 (118 amino acids)
Molecular function (GO): calcium ion binding
Source: RefSeq, a predicted model, not a curated record